AUGGUGUUCGCGUCCGGGUCCGGCGCCGGCGGCGGGCCGCAGGUGCUGACGGCGCGGUUCGUGCGGCAGGUGGUGCUGGGCCGUUGGUUCAUGGUGUUCGCGUGCCUGCUCAUCCUGUCGGCGUCCGGGGCGACGUACAUCUUCAGCAUCUACUCCAAGGUGCUCAAGUCGUCGCUGGGGUACGACCAGCGCACGCUCAACACGCUCUCCUUCUUCAAGGACCUGGGCGCCAACGUGGGCGUCAUCUCGGGGCUCAUCAACGAGGUCACGCCGCCGUGGGUGGUGCUCGCCAUGGGCGCCGCCAUGAACCUGGCGGGCUACCUCAUGAUCUACCUCGCCAUCGACGGGCGCACCGCCAGGCCCCCCGUCUGGCUCAUGUGCAUCUACAUCUGCGUGGGGUCCAACUCCCAGUCCUUCGCCAACACCGGCGCGCUCGUCACCUGCGUCAAGAACUUCCCGGAGAGCCGUGGCGUCGUGCUCGGCCUGCUCAAGGGAUUCGUCGGACUCAGCGGCGCCAUCUUCACGCAGCUCUACCAAGCCAUCUACGGCGACGACGCCAAGUCGCUCGUGCUGCUCAUUGCCUGGCUCCCCGCCGCCAUCUCCGUCCUCUUCGUCCACACCGUCCGCAUCAUGCCGUACCCGCGCGCCAGCCGACGCCGUGGACCAUCGGCGGCCACCAGCAACGACGCCUUCUUCUGCUUCCUAUACAUCUCCAUCGCGCUCGCGGCCUACCUCCUCAUCAUGAUCGUGGUGCAGAGGCAGGUCAACUUCUCGCACGCCGCCUUCGCGAUCUCGUCCGCCGCGCUGCUCCUCAUCCUGUUCCUGCCGCUCGCCGUCGUCGUCAAGCAGGAGUACAAGAUCCAGAAGGAGCUCGAGGAGUCCCUCCGCGAGCCCCCCACGGUGACCGUGGAGAAACCAGCUGCCGCAGCCUCGCUGCAGAUGGCGGCAGCAGCACCUCAGACUCAGAGCAUCACGGCAGGAACAGAGGCCGCCGAGCCGUCGUCGUCCGGGGAGAGGCCGUCGUCCAGCUCCAGCAGCUGCCUGGGGUCUUGCCUUCGGCACAUGUUCAGCCCGCCGGCGCAGGGGGAGGACUACACCAUCCUGCAGGCGCUGGUGAGCGUGGACAUGCUGGUGCUGUUCCUGGCCACCAUCUGCGGCGUGGGCGGCACGCUGACGGCGAUCGACAACAUGGGGCAGAUCGGGCAGUCGCUGGGCUACCCGUCCAAGAGCAUCAACACCUUCGUCUCCCUCAUCAGCAUCUGGAACUACGCCGGGCGCGUCACCGCCGGGUUCGCGUCGGAGGUGUUCCUGGCGCGGUACAAGUUCCCGCGUCCGCUGAUGCUCACGCUGGUGCUCCUGCUCUCCUGCGUCGGCCACCUCCUGAUCGCCUUCGGCGUGCCGCAGUCGCUCUACGUGUCCUCCGUCGUGAUCGGCUUCUGCUUCGGCGCGCAGUGGCCGCUGCUGUUCGCCAUCAUCUCCGAGGUGUUCGGGCUCAAGUACUACUCCACGCUCUACAACUUCGGGUCCGUGGCCAGCCCCAUCGGCGCCUACGUGCUCAACGUCCGCGUCGCGGGGGCGCUCUACGACGCCGAGGCCGCCAAGCAGCAUGGCGGGUCCCUGGCGGGCGCCGGCGACAAGACCUGCAUCGGCGUGGAGUGCUUCCGCAAGUCGUUCCUCAUCAUCACGGCCGCCACCGUCGCCGGCGCGCUCGUGUCGCUGGUGCUGGUGUGGCGGACCUGGAACUUCUACAAGGGCGACAUCUACGCCAAGUUCAGGGAAGGCGCCGACGCCGAGGAGGAGGCGGAGGCGGAGGAUCUGAAGCGGCCCAACGAGACGACAGAGGCGGAGAUCGGGUCAACGGAGGUUAACGGGAGGAAGCGGUAG
Molecule: messenger RNA, 1884 nt
Organism: Miscanthus lutarioriparius
Lineage: Eukaryota; Viridiplantae; Streptophyta; Magnoliopsida; Poales; Poaceae
Source: the annotation of a GenBank genome assembly